Molecule: messenger RNA, 2137 nt
Organism: Thermothielavioides terrestris NRRL 8126
Lineage: Eukaryota; Fungi; Ascomycota; Sordariomycetes; Sordariales; Chaetomiaceae
Exons: 4
Coding region: 623-2083 (486 amino acids)
Biological process (GO): biosynthetic process
Molecular function (GO): L-alanine:2-oxoglutarate transaminase activity; pyridoxal phosphate binding
Source: RefSeq, a predicted model, not a curated record
CUGCUCUCUCUCUCUCAACCAUUGAGGGUACCUUAGGUGUUAUCGCAGCUCGCCCCUGACAGGAAGAGGACCCUUGCUCGUUUAGGUACUUGCGAUGGUCGCACACCGCCCGCCAAAUGGAGUCGGCCUUAUCGGAGCAGUGCCUCCGGGGGACACGAUAAAUCCGCUGUGCAAACCGUUCCUGUUGUCAUUUUCGUUGCUCAUUGAGCUUUCUUCCUGCCGAGAUCUUGCGCGACGCUUGUCAACCCGAGUUUAGAUGAGAAGCCGAAGGUGACUCAUUGGUAUGCGAAACUUUGCGCGCCGCCUCCACUUUUCGACUUUCCACAGCGAGCUCCCAGUCGCAAGCUGCUCAGCAGCCGGGCGUCAAGCCUGCCGCCAGAUGGCACCCUUACUGGUGCAGAUUGCUCGCCGUGGGCCGACACUCAGUCGCUCGGCAGGCCACUCCAGUGGCCCGAGGUUGAACCCCAGCAUUGUGCUGCAGGGUCUGACCCGCCGAAGAGAUUUCUCCCGCUCAACCAUUACCGCCCCGCCGUCUCAUUCCAUUACCCCACUACCAGAUCGUGCCGCACGCGCUGCGCAACCGGUCCUGUCAAGUCUGUCGUCGUCUCACCAGAAGCGCACCAUGGCGUCCUCCACCUCGCGUCGGCGACUCAACCUCGACAACAUCAACCCCCACGUCAGGGCUGCCAAGUAUGCCGUGCGCGGUGAGCUGGCCGUCCGAUCUGAGGAGUACCGUGCCUCGCUGCUCAGUGGCGCGACCGACUUGCCCUUCAAGGAGGUCAUCUCGGCAAACAUCGGCAACCCCCAGCAGCUCGACCAGAAACCCAUCACCUUCUUCCGCCAGGUCCUCAGCAUCCUUGAGAACCCGGCCCUGCUCGAGAAGGGCGAUGUCCUGGUGAACCACCUGGGCUACAAGCCCGACGUGUUGGAGCGGGCUAAGAGGUUGCUUGAUCAGGUCGGCUCCGUGGGUGCCUACAGUGCCAGCAACGGCGCUCCCGCCAUCCGCCAGAGUGUCGCCGAGUUUUUGGAGAGACGUGAUGGGUUCCCCGCUAAUCAGGCCGACAUCUACCUCUCGGCUGGUGCUUCUUCGGGUGUCAACACUCUUCUGCACAUCAUCUGCGCCGGCGAGAAGUCGGGUGUCCUGAUUCCGAUCCCGCAGUACCCUCUGUACACGGCUUCCCUCUCUGUCCUCAACGCCACCGCUGUGCCGUACUACCUGGACGAGUCCAAGAACUGGGGCACUGACCUGGGCACCAUAAAGGCGGCCCACGAGAAAGCCAAGGCUGAGGGCAUUGACGUGCGCGCCAUCGUCAUCAUCAACCCCGGCAACCCGACGGGUGCUUCGCUGCCUGAAGAACACAUCCGCGCCGUGAUCGAGUUCGCGCGCCAGGAGCGCCUUGUCAUCCUCGCCGACGAGGUCUACCAGACCAACGUCUUCAUCGGCGAGUUCAUCAGCUUCAAGCGCAUGCUGCGCCAGAUGCAGAAGGAGAAGCCCGGCGUCUACGACGACAUCGAGCUCGCCUCCCUGCACUCGGUGUCCAAGGGCAUGGUGGGCGAGUGCGGCCACCGGGGCGGCUACUUCGAGCUCGUCGGCUUCGACCCGGCCGUGCAGGCCGAGAUCUACAAGUUCGUCUCCAUCAUGCUCUGCGCCCCCGUCAUCGGCCAGUGCCUCGUCGAGCUCAUGGUCAACCCGCCGAAGCCGGGCGAGCCCAGCUACCCGCUCUACAAGCAGGAGUACGACGCCAUCUUCAACGGCCUGCGCGAGCGCGCCACCGCCCUGCACAAGGCCUUCCAGCAGAUGGAGGGCGUCGAGUGCGGCGAGCCCCAGGGCUCCAUGUACCUCUUCCCGACCAUCAAGCUGCCCGCCAAGGCCGCCGCCGCCGCCGCCGCCGAGGGCCGCACCCCGGACGAGUUCUACUGCAUGCGCCUGCUCGAGGCCACCGGCGUGUGUGUCGUGCCCGGCUCCGGCUUCGGCCAGAAGGAGGGCACCCUGCACUUCCGCACCACCUUCCUCCCCCCCGGCACCGAGUGGGUCGGCAGCAUCGUCAAGUUCCACAAGGAGUUCAUGGAUAAGUACCGCUGAGCUUGAGGGGAAAAGGAGCAGGCGACGUGCUGGUGGGAUAGCGGCGGUUUUUGG